UAAUUCAUGAUAAAGGUCUCGAAUCCGAGCGGCCAUUUAGACUAAAACGGUCAUUGUUAUUUGUGCUUAGUUGUCGAAUGGAGUUGGUUUGUCAUGAAAAUGCUGAGUUUUGGGCCAGUGGAGAGUGCUCCGAGCGCAGGCCGGUUCGCGCCGGCUGUGACCCGGUUCUGACCACAGACACAAGGGUUUGGAGAAACCUGAUGAGUUUAGAGAAAAAACACACGAUUUCAGAGUCUUAUUUCGGCACCAUACAGAAAGAUGUGAAGCCGUAUAUGAGAAGAAUUGUAACUGUUUGGAUGUUGCAGGUGUGUGAGGAGCAGAGGUGCGAGGAGGAGGUGUUUCCAUUGGCAGUUCAGUACCUGGACAGGUACAUGGCUCACUAUGUCGUGGAUACAUCCAGUCUGCAACUGCUCGGUACUGUCUGCAUGCUCCUAGCCUCCAAGCUCAGAGAGGCGGUUCCUCUGAGCGCCACAAAGCUCUGCAUCUACACGGACAAUGCCGUCUCCCUUACACAGCUACUGCAAUGGGAGAUAGUGGUCGUGUCUCGGCUGGACUGGGAUUUGGCCUCAGUACUGCCCUCCGAUCUCCUGGAGCCACUUCUGCAGGGUCUUCCCAUAAUUCCUCAUGGCCUCUCAGCCCUGCGCAGGCACACACACUCAUACAUCGCUCUAGCUGCUACAGAGUUCACAUUUUCAACAUAUCAGCCCUCCAUUAUCGCCUGUAGCUGUGCGGCUGCUGCAAUUCAGCGUCUGAACCUGCUGGACGGCGCGCUGUCCCGCGACACGCUCCUGCAGUUCAUGGCUAACGUCUUAGACACUGACCUGGUGUCUCUCUGUAAUUGUUAUGCCGCCUUGGAGGAGACCCUGAAGCUCACUCUGCCCCCAAACACACCCCUGUGCAGGUCUGGUUCAUCUCUUCCUGAGGUCAGCAACACACCUGUUAAGAUCCAGGAAGCCAAACUGUCCCCUCUGAGUUUUACAGAAUAGGCCCAGAUGUCUCAUUAGCUCCUGUUCAUUAGAAU
Neoarius graeffei (lesser salmon catfish) is the source of this 1021-nucleotide messenger RNA. RefSeq names its product cyclin D3 (gene ccnd3). Gene Ontology annotation, biological process: regulation of cyclin-dependent protein serine/threonine kinase activity; mitotic cell cycle phase transition; positive regulation of G1/S transition of mitotic cell cycle. NCBI's taxonomy places the organism in Eukaryota, Metazoa, Chordata, Actinopteri, Siluriformes, Ariidae. Bases 78 to 986 code for a protein of 302 amino acids. The record is from RefSeq and is a predicted model, not a curated record. Gene Ontology annotation, cellular component: nucleus; cytoplasm; cyclin-dependent protein kinase holoenzyme complex. Gene Ontology annotation, molecular function: cyclin-dependent protein serine/threonine kinase regulator activity. The transcript has 5 exons.